AUGGACGCCACACAAAACGAAAACUUCACCAGCACCGGCAAAAGGCAAUUUCCGGCUGCUACUCUUACCACUUCGCUUGACCUGCCAAUUCCCAAACAGGGGCCAACAGUCCCCCCGUAUUAUAUUGUUGGUAACAAGCGUCGCGCCGGUCCUGCUGCUCCUCCUCCCCCUACUUUCAAGGAGGGCGAAGUAGCUACUAGUGAGCUGAUUGGGGCUUGCAUCUCCGUAAUUCCCACUACUCCGGGCUGCUGGAAAAAAGUUGCCAAUGUGUACAACAUCGGCUGUGACGCUUUUGACUAUACACGCCAGGACGGGAAGGCCCUCAGAAACCACUUCGGCCGCCUAAUUAAAACUGCUUCUUGUAAGAAGCCAGGUUGCCGGGCAACGGCCCUAGCUCAGAAAUCUGGCGUAAAAUGGAAUUUUAAUACUCCAAACAAAGAAGAGAUUCCUUCGACGCCCUAUUCUAGUUGGAUGAAGAAAAAGUUGGCAUACUCCACCGCUAAAAAAACGGAUACCACACCUGCCACGUCAAUGCCGAUACCUCCCAGCUCCAACUCCGAGGAGAACAAUCCAAUCUUACCAGCUUCGACGCCAGUAGAAACGGAGGACCAUCCUGACGAUGAGGCAAAGACGAUUGCUAAUCUACGCGAGGAUAUAGAAGCUCUUGAGGAUAGGCUCCGUGUCUCGGAGGGGAAGAGAGAUGCACUUCUAAGGGGAACUAGAAUGUUAAAGAGACAUAAUGAGUUUAUUUGUCGAGACCAGAAAGCACUUUACACUAAGAUAGCGAGAUUAGAAGGUUUAAUCACAGACCUCGAAGGGUUUGCCUCAGACCCUCAUUACGACCCUUCUAAGAACAGAAAAAUCGGCGAUCCUUCUGAGAACGAAAAAACCCUCCACCCUUCUAAGAACAAAAAAAUCGGCGAUCCUUCUGAGAACGAAAAUACCCUCCACCCUUCUAAGCGCAACAAGAAAGCCCUCGACCCUUCUGAUCAUGUCACGAGUGGUUAA
This is a messenger RNA of Morchella sextelata, 1008 nucleotides long. RefSeq lists its product as uncharacterized. The coding region runs from base 1 to 1008 and encodes 335 amino acids. The record is from RefSeq and is a predicted model, not a curated record. The transcript is spliced from 2 exons. NCBI's taxonomy places the organism in Eukaryota, Fungi, Ascomycota, Pezizomycetes, Pezizales, Morchellaceae.